Messenger RNA from Symphalangus syndactylus (siamang), 9382 nucleotides. It is a transcript of the gene FUT9, whose product is annotated as fucosyltransferase 9. The record is from RefSeq and is a predicted model, not a curated record. Gene Ontology annotation, cellular component: membrane. NCBI's taxonomy places the organism in Eukaryota, Metazoa, Chordata, Mammalia, Primates, Hylobatidae. Gene Ontology annotation, molecular function: alpha-(1->3)-fucosyltransferase activity.
CUUUCUACUAUUCUGCCUGGUGAAUAACAGGUACUUAAAAUAUUUGCGGUUUUGACUUCUAAACAAAAUGACAUUAAGCACAUUUUUUUUUCAGUUAAUUUUAGGAGUAAUUAGGGUAGCCUGGAAGAAAUCACGUAUGGGAGAUGCUCCAGAGCUCCACUGUUUGUGAUGACCAUUCAAUAUGCAACAUAAAAUGAGUCUUGGUGGUGUCUCAAAUCUUUCUCCUCCACAAGGAGAAGUAGAUGGAGUAUAGACGGAUGCAUGGGUGGAUAGAGUAGGACAAAUAGAUGGAAAAAUAGUUGGAUUGUUCUCACACAUACCGUCCAAUAUCUUCCAUACCAUGGACAGUGUUUUAUCCUUACUUGUUUCUAGGAACUAAGAAACAUAGAUGGUAAUACAGAAUCCUAUGGAACUCCAAUGAUUUCAGAGAAAAUUGAGGAUACAGUAUUUUCACCCUCUGCACCCAGAAGAACUUACUGCUUUAUUUUGGAAAAAUUAUGACAUCAACAUCCAAAGGAAUUCUUCGCCCAUUUUUAAUUGUCUGCAUUAUCCUGGGCUGUUUCAUGGCAUGUCUUCUCAUUUACAUCAAACCUACCAACAGCUGGAUCUUCAGUCCAAUGGAAUCAGCCAGCUCUGUGCUGAAAAUGAAAAACUUCUUCUCCACCAAAACUGAUUAUUUUAAUGAAACUACUAUUCUGGUGUGGGUGUGGCCAUUUGGGCAGACCUUUGACCUUACAUCCUGCCAAGCAAUGUUCAACAUCCAAGGAUGCCACCUCACAACGGACCGUUCGCUGUACAACAAAUCCCAUGCAGUUCUGAUCCAUCACCGAGACAUCAGUUGGGAUCUGACAAAUUUACCUCAGCAAGCUAGGCCACCCUUCCAGAAAUGGAUUUGGAUGAAUUUGGAAUCACCAACUCACACUCCCCAAAAGAGUGGCAUUGAGCACUUGUUUAACCUGACUCUGACUUACCGCCGUGACUCAGAUAUCCAAGUGCCUUAUGGCUUCUUGACGGUGAGCACAAAUCCCUUCGUGUUUGAAGUGCCAAGCAAAGAGAAGUUGGUGUGCUGGGUUGUGAGUAACUGGAACCCUGAGCAUGCCAGGGUCAAGUAUUACAAUGAGCUAAGCAAAAGCAUUGAAAUCCAUACCUAUGGGCAAGCAUUUGGAGAAUAUGUCAAUGAUAAAAAUUUGAUUCCUACCAUAUCUACUUGUAAAUUUUAUCUUUCCUUUGAAAAUUCAAUCCACAAGGAUUACAUCACAGAAAAGCUCUACAAUGCUUUUCUGGCUGGCUCUGUACCUGUUGUUCUGGGACCAUCUAGGGAAAACUAUGAGAAUUAUAUUCCAGCAGAUUCAUUCAUUCAUGUGGAAGAUUAUAACUCUCCCAGUGAGCUAGCGAAGUAUCUGAAGGAAGUCGACAGAAACAAUAAGUUAUACCUUAGUUACUUUAACUGGAGGAAGGAUUUCACUGUAAAUCUUCCACGAUUUUGGGAGUCACAUGCAUGCUUGGCUUGCGAUCAUGUGAAAAGGCAUCAAGAAUAUAAGUCUGUUGGUAAUUUAGAGAAAUGGUUUUGGAAUUAAAAUUUUUCAUCACUUGCACACUUGAUAAAUAUUUUGUUGAGAUAUCAUCCAAGUAUUGAGGAUAAGAAGAGAUGCAACAUACUACUUUUGUGUCACGAUUUAUUUUUAUCACCCUCUCUAGGGUAACAUGUAUAUUCUGGUGGAGAUUUUUAAAAGCUCAGCAUGAGCAAUCAUUCCAUUCAGUUUUAAAUUAUCCUGUAUAUACCUAAUUAUGUGCACUGGAGAGUAAUUUAUUCUUCAUUAUCAUUUGUAAACAUUGUUUUUUCACAUUUUUGUAGUUGUCCAUAAUGUAAGCUUGUGGUUUGAUUAUUGUUUCUACACUGAUCAGCUGUUUAAUCUAUUUGGGAAAUGAAGAUGCACAUCUUAAAGUAUGAAAAAUUUUCACUAAGUAUUACAAUGUCUAGUUCCAACUUUGCAUACUAUAACAAAGGAAGAACAUGUUGCGAUUGAAUUCUAACCUCUUUGACUCCGAAGUUGAACGAAGUGUAUAACUGUCUCUAUUUGAUCUAUUUUUUUUACCUGUUUAUCACAUUCGUGAAGGUGAAAUUAUUCAUGGAGUGAAUAAGAAAGGUAUGAAGCAGAACUGUUCUAUUCAGGAAGCUAUUAGACUUCUCAUUUAUUUUCAUUAAGCUGAUUUGCAGCUACUUAUUCUCAUGGUCUUAAAUUAAAUUAUUCAAGUAUUUUUAAAUAUCCAAUUUGUUGUGAUUUUCAGCACCUGGGAAGUAAUCCCAAUAAAACUUUAGAAAAUCUAAGACAGUUCUCUUUCUGCUAUUGAUAACACUCAUUGUCAUAAUAAAACAAAUAAUUUCCUCAAAUUACAAAGAAAAAUGAUACCCAUAAAUAUAUUUAUAAAUGGUGUCAUUUAUGAACGUUUAAUUACUUAUCAAUUUAAUAUUUUUUUCUGAAGCCCUAAUAUUUAAAACAGUCUUAUUUUACCAUACGGAUAUAAGAUUUGGCUCAUAAUGAUGAGCCCUAUCAUUUAAUUUGAGUUCUAUCAUUUAAGAGAGCCUAAAUAAAAUUAUCAUCAAGGUAUUAAAGAUGUUAAAUACAAUAAAGUGGGAAUAUAUAGAAAACACACAGUGUUAGCACAGAGUAAGAUCUCAAUGCACAUUUGUUGGAUGAAUAAAUAAAUGCAAUUGAAUUCACAGAAAAAUGAUUGUUUCAAGGAAGUGAUAGUUGUACUUUAGAAGUACUAAUUGGAGAUGACUUUUAUAUCCCAUUUUGGUAAUUAUUCAUACAUAGCACAUAAGACCAUGAUGUUCAGGCCUUUAUAGAACCAAAAUAAACCUACCAUUACAUGAAAAUUUUGAAGAGUAUAUUCCUGAACUUGCAGCUGCCUAUAGCAUUCUCCUCCAUAAGGCUAGAGAAGAGGAGAGCUGGAUAUAAGCAGAGACCAUAGGUGAAAAAAGAUGGGCCAUUAAGGAUUCUUCAAGGAAGGCAUUCCUCAAAAUAAUCUUUAGUGCCUUUAUUCCAUUCAGGCCAAUAAUCCAUCCAAAAAUUAGAAUGUUCUGAGGACAUCCAUUUGGGUCUAUUUAUGACUUAUUCCUAUUACAAACUGACAUCAGCAAAAUUCAAAAAGAAUUCAGUAAAAAUGGCAUAGAUCCAGCUAUCCAGACUAUCUUGUGAGAGAAUAAGCUCACCCCAGCACCAGAAAGAUUUGAGCAGAGGAGUAUUCCUGUAAUGAAUAGAGGAUUGUUUGAUUCUCAGGUGUUUUUCUUAAGUCAAGAUUGAAUGCAGUGUCAGACACUGCCUUAACACCCACAGAGAUAAGAUGAACAAGGUACUAUCACUGCCUAAAAUGAGCUUACAAUUAAGUGGACAGACAUAUAAAAGCUUCCUUUCAAUUCAGCCUGAGACUGUUUAUAUGCAUGUGCUACUCUGAAUGAAGUUUGUAUGGGUCAAUGCUGAUUUAAUGGGGAAAAAAAGUAGCAAAUUUCCCCAAUUGCUUAGCUGUUUGACAUAUUUCUGAGCUGCAAACUUUGUCAACUCUUUUGACCCAACAUAUUAUUCUCUCUGUAUUAUCUCUUCUAACCACAAUGCAUUAAGAAAUAAUAUUUUUAUGUGGAUGUCCUCCUCAAUAAGUAAAGAUCUCCAUCCAUAUUUAAUUAAUUGGUAAGACAGUCAAAUUCAUACAUUUACAUUUACUUUGUCAAAUUUUUUGGCCUAUAAAAAGCAUAGAGAUCUAAAAAGGAUACACUGCUAACAAGUUUAGAAAGCACCUGCUUUUUUUUAUUAUUAUUAUUUUUGUGAUGGAGUCUCACUCUGUUGCCCAGGCCGGGGUGCAGUGGCGCAGUCUAGUCUCACUACAACCUCGGCCUCCCAGGUUCAAGCGAUUCUCCUGUAUCAGCCUCCCAAGUAGCUAGGAUUACAGGCGUGUAACACCAUGCCUGGAUAGUUUUUGUGUUUUUAGUAGAGAUGGGUUUCACCGUGUUGGCCAGGCUGGUCUUGAACUCCUGACCUCAAGUGAUCCACCUGCCUCAGCCUCCCAAAGUGCUGGGAUUACAGGUAUGAGCCACUGUGUCUGGCCCACCUGCUUUUUUUGAAGGCAGAAAAACAUUCAAUAUUAAAAGCAUUCAAUAUUAUUUCAACCUGCCUUAGCUCUAGUGAAUGCUCAUGAUUUGAAAGAACUGAAAGACCUAAAGGCAGUGUCUCUAUUGUUGACUACAAAUGUAGGCUCUUUGUUGGACUAUGACUAUAAUCACACACUGAUAAUACGACGCAAGUAGAGGCAGUACUCCUGAGUGUCUAGCAGGUGCUUUGAAACCCCAUUACUAAGUCCCAGAAGACUGUUUCCUAAAUUUGAAGUGGAAGAAUUUAAUGACUCAAUGGAAACUUUUAGCUCUGGGUCCAUUGAUGUGUGAGUUUUAGGGCUAGAAGGAAUUAUAAUUUUGUUGUUUAUAAUUGCUAUAAUAUAGAAAUUAUAAUUGCUUUUCUUUCUAUUUAUGAGUGAACUAGAUCCAGAGAUAUUUAUUCAAGACACACAUUCACACACACAUACACACACGCACACACACACCACAGCCAGUGACGAUAGUUAAGAAUUGGAUUUAAGGAUCCUAUCUCUCUUAAUCCCACUUUUUUUUCAAUCGCAUUCCUACCUUAUCAUAGAAUUAUGUCUCAAUUUUUACAAAUGUGAAUGUCUUAUUGGUAUUUUUAGGGCCUAUAGAAUGGUAUACCUCAAGUAGAAGAACUUCGUCUUUUGAAGGUAUACAAUAAAUAAAACAUCAAACUUGCUGCAUUCAUUCUGGUUUAAAUAUUUUAGGAGUUGAGUUCAGCAGAAAGAAAUGGACUAUCACUACAUUUAAGUGAAAUACAACCCUCAAGAAAGAGUAUGGUUCACAGCCACUCCUUUAAUAAAUCCUGUAGAUUGCAAUUCUUUGUAAGAAACUCAUGAAAAAGAUAUACUGAUUCAACAAAAUUGGUUUGCUGUUGAUUAUACAAACCAAUAAUUAUGCCUGGAAUUAAAUUGUGGACACAAAAAAGGGAACAGACCAUUUAAAAUGUUUUAUUUCAAAAUAUCAAAAAGCUACUACCUUCAAUACUCUAAAUAUUUAAAUAUUAAUUAUUGUAGACAUCAAUAAGAAUAAAUAAAUGUUAAUCAUUAUAGACCUUACUAAUAAGAAUAUAUACUGAAUUGUCCACAUCCAGAGUAUUACACCCUGAACAAGAAAGACAUGAGAGCCUGACAGUCAUAUAUAUUAUGACAGCCAUAUAUCUGACAAUAUGAAGUAGAAACUGAAAAAAAAAUCAUCUUAGUGGGAAACAAAUACAUGCUUAAAAUUUUUAUAUUUACUGUAAAACUCCUGAUAAUCUUAUAUUGUGCAGAAAUGUUUUUUAUUCUGAGGGGCUUAGAAAGCUCAGAGCAUUUGAUGUGUAAAGCAACAGAAUAUUUAGGAAUUAUUUGCGGAGGCUUUAAAUUCUUGCCUCCAAUUGGAGGUUAAAUAUUAAAAGAAUAGGAAACUAUGCCUCUGAUGUUUUUUUGUCAGCCUAUUUUUAAACUAGAUUCCAUGAGUCUUAAGGUAAUCACCUAGAAUUUUUUUUUUGCGUGAAUUAAAGUUACCACAAAUUUCAGGUCCUUAUCUUAUGACUGUGUUUGAUCAUAUCGUUGAGUUCCCUUGAACUCUGAUCUCAUUUUGGGAAACUUCUUAACCAUUACAAUCGAGCUGUUAAAUAUAACAAACAUCAGAAUCUAAAGGAUAAGCACAGUGCCUAAUGUACAGGAGGGUCAUAUCAAAUACUUGUUGAAUAAAUAAAUGAAUGUGAUAAGGGGUCCUGUAAAAUAUUUUUUAAGAGUAGUGACAGUGUUUUUUGGUACCAAUUGGAGAUGAUAUUUUAUAUUUAUUUUAUUAGUCAGUUUGUCGCCUGGAUGCAAAAGGAAGGCAUUUUAACUCCUUUCUAUCUUACCACAUUGUAAAGCAUCAAAAGAAGUAACAUCGCAAGGAAGAUUAGAAAGGAUUUGGAUCACGUUAACAUUCUAUGCAAAUAUUAGUAACAUAUCAACUGUUUCUAAUAGGAAAGAAAAUUAGUAUUUAAGGAGAGUAUAAAGUGCAAGCACUGUGAAGGGCAGAUAUCUAUUACCAAACCACAUGGAGAGAAAUAUAGUCUCUCUCCUAACUUCAUUCCAUUGUAUUGCAAUCAGUCAAUUAAGAUGAUUUUUUUUUCUGGAUGUCUCAACUAGAGAUUUUGUAGCAUUUUGCAAAUGGGUAUGCUUCACUACUAUCCAAAGUGUUCUUCCCUUUAGUAAUUCAUAUUGAAUGUAUCCAUAUUCAUAUGCAUUUUAUAAAACAGUUAACAGAAUCUAAAUAAGAUAUAGCCUGCUAAAUCUGGAAUACGAGUGCUACCCUAGGUUAUUAGUUCAACAAACUAAUUUUGAGAAAGCCACUUAACCUCUCUGGACCUUGUUUGUAAGCUUUCUUCUAGCACUAUUACUCUUAUUUAAGAUCGAAAUUGAUAUAUUCAUGAAAUUCCUAAAGGAAUUUCAAUGUCCAUCUCAAAGUAAUUUUUUAGAAUAUUCCAUACAGAUUGCCUUCUCAUUUCUCUGUGUAGAUAUUUAAAGUAGGAAAUUGAUUAUUUAAACUAACAUAUGGAAAGAACCUAAUCCAGAGCUUGGAAUAUAGAAAGUGCUCAGUUAACUGACAUUCCUCCUGUAUUUCCUCCCUCCCCUUAAUUGUCUAUGACUUUUGAACUCACUACUCACUGACACCUUAAUCGCCUGCAGAAAAAUCAAUAAUAUUUUGGGCAUUAUUUUGAAAUAUUUUAGAGUUUUCUGUACUAUUCAAACUCUUAUUACAAAAAUCUAAAGAUAUUUAUUGAUGCAAAAAAUUUAGGGAGUCACUGGAAAUACCUAAGGCAAUCCCAAGCUAACAAUAAAAUAGCAUAAUUUUAAGUAAGCUGGAUUGAGUUCAUUUAGAACAUUUAGUUAUUUUUUAACUCAUAGUUAACAUAUGUCCAUGCAUUUGAUUUACUUUAAAAAUAUUUUAUUUAAAAAUAACCUCUCCAACACCAGUUGCCUUCUGUCAGUUUUACUCAAAGCACGCUUCCUAGGUCACCUGACCUAGAAUCACCAGAAGUGUUAACAAUACCGAUUUCUGGGCUUUGAGCCAUGAAAUUAGAAUUUCUUCAAAUAAUCCAUGCCCCGCCGCCACCCAAAAAAAGAGCAUGCUUUUAAUACAUUUCCAAAAUUAUUCUGUUUCUGCUAUAAUUGGUGAACCAUCCUGUCCUAAACUAGCAGUUCUCAAACAUGCAUAUGCCUUUGAAACUUCCUAGAUCAUCUGCAUAAAAAUCAUUUGAAAUAUUGUUAAUAAUACACAGCUUCUGAGUCUCUGGGUGUGAGAUGGGACCAGGAAUCUUAUUUUAAAAAUCUCCCCAGAUGGUUCUGGUGUCCUGCUAGCUUUGAGGUUUGCAUCCCACCUGUUUAGAUGGGAAGUAUUCUAUUAAAUAUGAGGUAUUACCUUUCUUUAGUUCACCUGGAAUCUUCUUAAAUACGUUGGUAAAGUGUUCUACUUCAAAAUCCAAGACAUUUUGUAUGCCCAAUUAUUUCACACAAGAGCAUGGAACUCUCCAGUCUUGUGAUUUGGGGAAGGUUAUUUAUAGUCUCCAGACACUUUUUCCAGUUGCGAGUUGCUUAGGCAGUUCACGAACCUGAAUGCACAUUAGAACCAUCUGGAGAGGCUUUAAAAUUGCAGAUGUCCAAACCCCACCUCCAGAGAGCUGAUCUAUUUAGUUUGAGGAAGAGCCCAGAAGUCUAACGGGUGUAAAGGCUCCACAGGUAAUACUAAUGUGGGCAUACCUCAGGAAAUCACCAGUUCCUGUCUUGGAGGAACUAUUAGGAAAAUAAAAGAUUAUAUAUCUUGAAAAAAAAAUCUCUAAUUUGCUUUCUAGGUUCUAACUGCAUGUUUAUAUUUUGCAACAGGAAAGACUGGUCUAGACAAUUACUAGGAUACAUGCUUCUGUGAUCUGUUUUUCUAUUGUAUGUGUUUAAGAGACCACAUUCUUGGGUUCCAAAGUCUCCUUGCCUGAUAGAAAGGUAAUUUGCAAUUGAGAUAUGGCAAAGAAUUGUAGCAUCCAAAUUUUCGACAACUACAGAUUUAGAAUUGAAUCCAAGGUCUGCCAUUCACUAGCUAUGUGCAAGUUACUCAACUUGUCUUAUCCUCAGAUUUUGCAGCUGUAAGGCAGAGGUAGCAUAUUUCUGAGAAAUUAUAUUCAGGUGACUAGAUAUGUGUUCAAGUGUUAUCUUUUAUUCUUAUAAAAGAUCAUUGUGAGGAAUCCAGGGCUAUUUUCACAAUUUUAAUUCUAAAACUCUGAAGAUGUUAAACAGGCAGCUUGUAGGAAUCUGAAAUUUUAUACAAGCCGAAGGAACAACAUUCAGCAAAACGGGAACAAAUAAAUACAGCAUGGAAGCAUAUAUUCAUGUUUCCCAUAAUUACUAAGUUAUGGAAGGGGUGUGAGGAGCUGGCAGUGGUGGUGAAUAGGCAUUGUUUGCAUUACUAAAUAUAUAUACCAUUUCUUAAAAUAAUUGGAACUCAAGCAGGCCUAAUUUUCUCUCCCUGUUAUGAGCAAUCAGUAAAUUAGUAGUCAAUUUAACUUAUUAUCAGUUGGUACAGCUCAUGUCAUAGAAUAGGAUAGCAAGAAGAUUCUCAGAGAUCAUUUUCUGGUAAAGAAAAAGGCCUAGGAAUAUUUAACAGUUUGACUUAAUCCAUCACUUCAGCUGGUCCACUAGUUUUGACACAGGACUAGUCAAUGAUUUGUUAGGAAGUCUCCAUCUACUUUUAAACUAAUUUUUAAAAAAGCUAAAAGUUACUUUGAAAAUGUUAGGGUAUAACUUCAAUAAACAGGAAUAUUUGUCUAGUGGUUCAGAAAUAAAAUAAUUGUUAGCCAGACUGUGAUUAAGGCUACCAUAAUUGCAUAAUAAAUAGCUUUGACGUGAAUAAUCUCAAUUGUUCAAGUGUACAAUUUUAAAGCUGUACUGUGUUAGAACAAAAAAGUAGGCUCAAGGAAAAUUUCUACUUUUCUAUAUGAAAAAGAGAAUGAUAUUCAAAAUAGUAUUUUUAAGUAGUUUCUAAUUGUGUUCCUUUAAAGAGCAUUAGAAAUGUCUGUUAUGUCAGUAACAUUAGAAAACUUCAAAAACUGAUUUAUUUUUCUGAGUUCUCUGGAAACCAAACAAUUUUGAAUUAGUUGUGUCAGUAAAGUAAGUUAUAGCUUGCUGGAAUUUUAUUGUGGAAAACAAAUAUAGGUUUUAUCUGGAAAAUUUUAAGUACCAUUUCUACAGAAAGUUAUGCUAACAUGCUAACUUUCUACACAUGGCU